Molecule: messenger RNA, 1439 nt
Organism: Spirometra erinaceieuropaei
Lineage: Eukaryota; Metazoa; Platyhelminthes; Cestoda; Diphyllobothriidea; Diphyllobothriidae
Source: the annotation of a GenBank genome assembly
AUGGGGCGUCAGCUGCACGUUGACAUGAUGGCACGAGACACGGACAAUGGAGCUGUCACAGAGGCAUUCGCAGUGACCAACGGAGUGAAGCAGGACUGCGUCCUCGCGCCUCCCCCCUUCAGUCUCAUAUUCUCUGCAAUCCUGAUGGACGUCUACCAUGACGAACGUCCUGGGAUACGCAUCGCCUCCUCGAUCAGCGGUGAAUGCACUUUCAGUCGCGUGUAUCCACGAUCACCACUCAUGAACUUCUCUUCGCCGACGACUGCGCUCUAAACGUACCUCCGGAGGGGAAAUGCAAAGGGGCAUGGGUCUCUUCGCUGCCACCUGUGACAAAUUCGGCCUGACCAUCAACACGAAGAAGACGGUGGUUAUGCAUCAAUCACCACCCGGAGCUGUCUACGUCGCACCCAAAAUCAACGUGAACGACGGCUAACUGGAAGUCGUGGACAUCUUCACCUACCUGGUAACACGCUCCCCCCUAACACCAAAGUCGACGAUGAGGUUCCUAGCCGGAUUUCCAAAGCCAGAAAAGUCUUCGGCCGUCUGUAAAACACAGCGUGGAACCGUCACGGUCUCCAUCUCAACAUCAAACUAAAGAUGUACAGAGCAGUAAUCCUGUCGACGCUGCUGUAUGAGGCGGAGAUCUGGACGGUGUACAAGAUGCAAGCGCGGAGACUCAGUCAAUUCUACCUCAUGUGUCUUCGAUGCAUACUGAAGCUGAUAUGGCAGGUACGCAUCCCCGACACGAACCCCCAGCAACUAGGCCACACUGAAACAACUGCAACUGCAUUGGAGUGGCUACCUCGUGGAUGACCAACGAGCGGCUACCCAAACGUCUCUUCUACGGAGAUGUCGCGACAGGUUCCUGCCUCCACGGAGGCCUGAUCCGUCGCUACAGUGACACUCUGAAGACCUUCAUGAAGCGUUUACAGAUUGACCCGGCCAACUGGGAAGACCUCGACCGUGACCGACCUACGUGGAGGAAAACGGUGAAUACAGGCGCAGCGAUAUACGAAACCAACCGCAUAAUCGCUGCCAAACCCAAAGGGGAGGCUCGCAAAUCUCAACUGCGCCCACACCACACCGCCAAGACCCAACCGUCCUCAACGUGUGCAUGAUGUCGACGGACAUUCCGGGCUCCAAUUGGACUUCUUGGACACCUCUGAACCAACUGCAGUACCCGGACUGCACCAACCGCCGUCUUUAUGUCCACCUCACCCUCGCUUCCCACGUCGUCAACUAACGUUGAUUGUCCUCCCGAACCACCACUGCCAUCCUCCUCCUCCGCCGUUGUCCCAAAGUCUGGUGCUGUGGCGUCUGCCAUGCCUAUCAACAUUAUGCACACAAUCCCGACACACAAACAAACAGCAACACCACCACCGCCUGUCCUAAUUGCGAUCGCACCUUCACCCCACACAUCGGCCUGGUCGGUCAAUUAA